AUGGACGGGUACAUGAUAUCCGUUGCCGAUCACGACGGCGCACACGCACACCCGUCGACGCCUCCGCGCCAGGCGGGUAGAGACCACAGAGACUCGAAGCGGAUGCGGGUGACGCGUGCCUGCGACAGGUGCAAGAAGAGAAAGAUUCGCUGUACGGGAUUGCAGCCGUGCCGGCUAUGCAUCGAGGCCAAUGCAAGCUGUACAUACGAUGCCGCCUACACUCGCGGCAGACACGGCGCCAUGGCCUCUCGCCGGAGCAACCGCGCCUCUCCGCCGCCGCCGCCGCCGCCGCAGAGCGAGCAGCAACACCAUGAGCGCCAGCAGUCCGAGUCAUCGCGAUGGCACGCCGCCAACCGCCAGAGCCCCGGAGUGAGCCGGCAGCAGCAGCAGCAGCAGCAGCCGUCCAACGGCGACCCUCCGGACUCUUACUCUGCCCUCGGAGACCCCACACAGCCCGGCACAGAGCCGUUAUCACGGGCCUCUCCGGAACCUGUGCAGACCGAUCUCGAGGGCCACUAUGUCGGGCCAUCCUCCGGAGUCUCUUUCCUGCUCAGGAUUCAAAAGCGGCUAGACCAGUUCGUGUCGUUUCCGCAAGGAUCCUCCAUCUUCACCUUUGGCGAUGCUCCCCUGCCCUAUCUUGACUCGCUGCAGACGGAGGCGCCGUACUUUGACCCAACCCUGUAUAUGAUGCUGUCUAGGGGCGAUACCACGCGUCUCGUCCAGAGGUACUUUGACUUUGCCGUUCCCGUGGACAGGUUCCUCCACCAGCAGACCAUAGAGACGUGGCUUGACGAGCUGUAUGAGACCAAGGGCAAGAUGCACAACAGCGAGGAUGCAUCCACCCGGACGGCAGUCUUGUUCAUGGUGUUUGCCCUUGCCCAGGCGCACAUGAGUCCGCGGCCAACAUCUGAUGAUGCCGACCUUAGCGUUCGGUAUUUCCUUGCCGCACAUCAGCUGUUAUCAAGAGAGCAGGGAGCUAUCCGCCUGGCGAGCAUCCAAGCCCGACUGCUGCAGUGCCUCUGGCUCCUGUCCGAGUCACGGAUAAACCAUUGCUGGAACCUCUUUGGAACUGCUGCGCGCCUUGCCUAUGCCAUUGGCUUACACAGGAAGCGCCAUGCUGAUCGAAUCGACCGUAUCGAGGUAGAGUGUCGACGAAGGACAUUCUGGAGCGCAUACGCGUUGGAUAACUAUCUUAGCAUGGCUCUUGGAAGACCACGGACGUUUCAUGAUGAUGAUAUAGACCAGGAGCUACCAUCGUGUGUAGAUGAUCACCAGAUUUAUGCCGAUCACAUCAGACAGGGCAGCACCCAUGGACAGUCGGUGAUGCUGGGGCCAGUCGCAUAUGCCAAGAUGUCGCGGAUAUUGAGCAUGAUUCUUCGCAACGUCUAUUCUAUACACACAACCUCGCGAAAUGACAAGCACGCCUUUGCAACCAUCCAUACAAAGGAACUUGUCGAGUGGCGAGCAGACGUCGCUCAUUUUCUGGACCCGGUGACCAACAUGCCCCUGAUACCCAUCUUUCAACGCCAGAAGAAUGUCUUAAAUCUGGCCUAUUGGCACACCAUGAUCCUCACUCACCGGCCAUUUCUGCUUCGCAACUUUGCACAGCUGCAGAAUGGCAGCCGGCCGCGACGUGAUGACCAUGAAUUUGAAUCGCGUAUAGAGCAAAGCAUUCACGAAUGCCUGCAAGCGGCCACAAAUAUUACUAAAACAGUUAAUGACAUGUACCAAGGAGGUCAGCUUUUCCGAGCAUACUGGUUCACGUCGUAUUUUGCCUUUUCCGCGGCGGUCAUUCUCUAUGUUUACACUAUCCAGAAGAGUAACGAACCUGAAGAAUCAUAUUCCGUUUAUCUUGCGGCCGCGACUCGCUGUCAAGAUCAGCUGUCCAAUCUCACGGAAGACGGGUCUCUGAUCGCACGGUACUGCUUGGUCCUGGAAGAGCUACGCCUCGAGGCGCUGAGACAGACCAAACAGGGCCAGAUUAAUAAUGCGCGCUCGCCAACACAAAGACACGCCGCUGCAAUGACAAGUAACGGCAAUGGAGCCGAUACGUUUGGAACAACUGACGAUGGGACAAUGGUUACGGAGCUGGGGGCGAAUAUGACGGACAUGGGGGCUAUUGGCGAUAUCUACGUGACUCCUACCGAUUCUCUCGCCGAGAUGACAGGCUGGGCUCAGUUUGAUGCAAUGGUCAGCGUGUCUAUGGACGGAUACCAGCUGAAUAUCUAA
This is a messenger RNA of Trichoderma aggressivum f. europaeum, 2229 nucleotides long. Its product is annotated as transcriptional regulator family: Fungal Specific TF. Gene Ontology annotation, biological process: DNA-templated transcription; positive regulation of transcription by RNA polymerase II. Gene Ontology annotation, cellular component: nucleus. Gene Ontology annotation, molecular function: DNA-binding transcription factor activity, RNA polymerase II-specific; zinc ion binding; sequence-specific DNA binding. The coding region runs from base 1 to 2229 and encodes 742 amino acids. Lineage: Eukaryota; Fungi; Ascomycota; Sordariomycetes; Hypocreales; Hypocreaceae. The record is from RefSeq and is a predicted model, not a curated record. The transcript is spliced from 5 exons.